This is a messenger RNA of Lactuca sativa (garden lettuce), 1097 nucleotides long. RefSeq names its product epoxide hydrolase 3. Gene Ontology annotation, molecular function: catalytic activity. NCBI's taxonomy places the organism in Eukaryota, Viridiplantae, Streptophyta, Magnoliopsida, Asterales, Asteraceae. The record is from RefSeq and is a predicted model, not a curated record.
AUGGACCAAAUAGAGCACAAGUUCGUUGAAGUGAACGGGAUCAAGCUUCACGUAGCCGAGAUCGGAAAAGAGUCUUCGCCGGCAGUGGUUUUCUUGCAUGGCUUCCCGGAGAUAUGGUACACCUGGCGCCACCAGAUGAUUGGCGUUGCCAAUGCUGGUUUCAGAGCCAUUGCACCUGAUUUCAGAGGUUACGGGCUAUCAGAUCACGGCGUUGAACCGGAGAAAACUUCCUUUUCCGACAUGCUUUACGAUACCCUCGCGAUUCUCGAUUCUCUCAACGUUAACAAGGUGUUCGUAAUCGGCAAAGAUUUUGGAGCGUUUGUGGCUUACGCAUUUGCGCUUCUACGUGGUGAAAGGGUUUUAGGAGUCGUAACCCUUGGUGUGCCAUUUAUCCCCCCAGGUCCUCUCGUUAGUCAUGAAUCCCUUCCCGAGGGUUUCUACAUCUCAAGAUUUCGGAAUCCUGGAAGAGCCGAAGCUGAUUUCAGCCGUUUUGAUGCUAAAACAGUGGUGAAAAACAUCUACAUAUUAUUCUCUGCAAGUGAAAUCCCAAUAGCCAGUGAAAACCAGGAGAUCAUGGAUCUUGUGGAGCCAGAUACGCCUUUGCCCUCCUGGUUCACGGAGGAGGAUCUUGUCGCGUAUGGCAAUUUAUAUGAAAAAUCUGGAUUUCAAACUGCUCUCAAAGUUCCCUACAGAUCGUUACUAGACGAAAGGUAUGAGUUUAACAUAGAGGAUCCAAAAGUAGAAGGUCGAGCAUUACUGAUUAUGGGAGAAAAGGAUUAUUUAUUCAAAUUUCCUGGUGUUGAAGAUGUAAUAAAUGGAGAUGAGAUGAAAAAAUACGUACCUAAUUUAGAGGUUACAUACGUGCCCAAUGGGUCACAUUUCGUUCAGGAGCAAUUCCCUAAUCAGGUGAAUCAGUUGAUCUUGGCUUUCCUUGGCCAAUGAAAUUCCUAAUAACCUCUUAUUCUUCUCUAGUGUGGUGUGCCGAUUACUUUUUUUAAUUUCUUUAUCCCACAAAGUUUUUGGUUGGCGAGUGUUUGUUUAGCUAUUAGUGAUAUAAUGAUGUUGUUUUGUUUAAUAAAAUUAAGGUUUGUAAUUUC